AUGUUUAAUAAACCACAGUCAAAUUAUUUAACCUUAGAUUUCAAAAAGGUUAAAAUUAAAGAUGUGCAGACUUCCUAGCCCCAGACUCAUCGAAUUAAUACAUCAAGAACUAUCUUGAGAAAGCUCAGAAUGGAUGGUUUUAGAUGCUAAACAGAUAGAGAUAAGAAUUCGUAUCAGGAGGUCACUAAUUACGCUCAAGAGAAGUUGAUUUACAAAUAAGAGUUUGAGGAUGAAAGAAAGAAAAAGCUCGAAUAAUUGAGAUGUGAAGUGGAAGAAUUAAAGUUGGAUUACGUAUAAAAAUAAAAGGAACUUAUUCAAAGUAGGAAAUAAGUAAACAAUGCUCUCAAGGGUCUAGUCAAUUCACACACAAAAUAUAAAGAUUAUCAAAUUGGGGAUGUUAAACUCUAUCAAUAAUAUUAUCGUUGUAAGACAGAUACUCCCUUUCAUCUAAAAAAUACCAUUUAUGAUGCUUAGAAAUAUUAAAACUAUUACGGUAAAUUGUAAAAAGCCAAUUUAAAACUUAAUCAUCAAGUUCAAUUUGCUAUGAUUCAAUAUCGUAAACAACUAGAAGAAUCUCAGUAAAGAAUUCCAAACUUUUUAAAAUCUAUCCAAUAAGUUUUGUGA
Molecule: messenger RNA, 624 nt
Organism: Paramecium tetraurelia
Lineage: Eukaryota; Ciliophora; Oligohymenophorea; Peniculida; Parameciidae
Exons: 2
Source: RefSeq, a predicted model, not a curated record